Messenger RNA from Stylonychia lemnae, 1329 nucleotides. NCBI's taxonomy places the organism in Eukaryota, Ciliophora, Spirotrichea, Sporadotrichida, Oxytrichidae. The record is from the annotation of a GenBank genome assembly.
AUGCUAAAUACUUUAUAAUUAAAACAAAAGGAUUAAUAUGAAGUAGAUACAAUUCCUAAUUGCUUUGGGUUGAGUUAGUUACCAGUUGAGAUUGAAGAUAACUCAACUACUGGGUCAAGUUUCAACAUUAUCGAAUAUGAAUCAACUUUGGAUUAUUUUGCAGUAGGAGGGUUUUAUGGUUCUAGACCAUUAAUCGGACUUUACAAUAAUAAGGAAAAUUUCAAUAGAUUUGUUUGGCUUAAUACCUAUGAUUAUGAUCAAACCACGAUAAAUUUAACUCCUCUUUAGCAGGUGGAAACUUUAGUUUUUUCCAAAUAAAUGCACAUUAUAGCGCUUAUAAGAACAAUAAAGAUAGGAGAUUAUGAAUAUACAGACAAGGGAAGUCUUUUAGUAAUGCGAGUAGAUUUAUAGGGUCUUGCUGAAAAAACAUGUUAUUUUGAUAAUUAUGCCAUAUUUAGAAGACCAAUGAUUAAUGCUAUAAGCAUUAAUUAAUCGAAUGGUGAUAUUUAUCUUUUGAUCGUUCCUGUGAAUCAAUAAGGUUACUUACUUGUUAUUAAGAAUGACUUAAGCUAAAUCACUUAAUUUCAUAGUGUUAAUGAGUACUACGCUUACUACUGCUCUGUAUACUUUUAUCCUCAGCUGAAUAAAGCGUUUGCAAUGGGAGUUUGGAUGCCAGUUUAAACUAAUUUAUUUGGAAUAUUUGUAUCCAUUUUUGAUGAAAAUCUUCCGUCAAAUUAUGUUUAAAGAGCUAUCAAAGCUGAUAACCUUCAAUAGUACUAAGUAAUUAUCCCUUUGAUGGAAUAGAAUUUAGGACUCUUAGCUGGAUGUUUUGAAGGCACAAACAACAUUAAUGACAUGUAAACUCAAUCUACUCUCAGUGAGGGUAUUCUUGCAUUGGAAUCAUAGUUGGAUGAUUAAAUUUUUCUUACAUUUGCAGAUCUCUCUGAUGAUCUCUUUGCAUAUUAACCUAAUAUGUUAGUUCCUCGAUAAGAUGACUUGAUUUAUCUAGGCUUUUCGAGAGAUUUAUCUGGAAGACUUAGAGCAUACCUCAAUUACUUCUUUCAUAAUUCCUAUCUAUAAUUGCUUACUGAUAUAGAUCCAACUUUACCACAUGAUUAUGCUAAUAUGAUAAUAACGGGAUUUGAUCUUUCAACUGCUACCUUUGACAUUAUAAACACUCCUCCGAUUAAGACUCCUCCUAUCUAAGCCUACUAAAACUUACUUCCAUAUGUGAGUCUUUGGCAUGAUUAUAAUUCUGCUAAUAAAUGGGAAAAAAUGGUGUCUUAACUAUCUGUAAACUAACUUCUCAUUAAUUGGUAAUUGUGCUGA